Messenger RNA from Truncatella angustata, 1698 nucleotides. RefSeq lists its product as uncharacterized. The coding region runs from base 1 to 1698 and encodes 565 amino acids. Lineage: Eukaryota; Fungi; Ascomycota; Sordariomycetes; Amphisphaeriales; Sporocadaceae. The transcript has 3 exons. The record is from RefSeq and is a predicted model, not a curated record.
AUGAUUCCCAUUUCCUUCGUCGCCGCUCUUGUUGCCUUCGGGCUCAAAGCAGGCCCGUGGGCUUGGGUUAUCAACAUCAUCGCUUGGUACCUCCUCUCGUCUCCCCCCUCCUGGUUCCCUGCCUCCUCGCUCAUCUUCGUUGUCUGGUUUGCUCUGCUCCUGGCCCCCCCUCUGGUGCUCGCGCGCCAAGGAAAGUCACGCUCCGCCCUUGUCUGCGCUGCCGCCCUCCUUGUCGCCUCUUUGGAGGUAUCGGGGUUCUGGUAUCGUGACUGGGAGUGGGAGGAAUGUCUCUACCUUGUGUGGGGACAGCUCCUCGGGCUUGCUUACUUUGCUCAGAUCUUCGUUCGCGUCGUUUUUGCGUAUCUCAUAGUUCGCAUUUUUAUAGCUAUCGAGUACGCAAUGCGCGACGUUGAUGCUGCGCACAACGAUAAUGUUGCGCCGCCGCGCUGGUUUGCCUACUGUCGAGACGUCCUGCUGGUUCCGUGGUCGUUCGGCGUUUUCGCCGGCGGCCUAGUCCUGCUGGGUGUGGUCUUCGCGGCCCAUGGGUUGUCCCGGGUCUGUGGUCGUGUGGUCGGCCUCUGGUCUCCAUCCGUACCCGCCCGCCCCAUGCGUCGCCACCGUCCCCAUCUCGCUGGUUGUACGCUGCCUUCGCUGCCGAAAUGUGCUCCUCUCCGUAAGUCUGACAAGCAGCCGCAGACUUCUGCCUCCGUGCAUCGUCCUCUCCGCCGGGAGUUGAUGACGCUGGAGGAGGUGUUGAAGCUGCCGCCGCAGUCACCUUUGCCCAGAGGCACGUUUGGAGGCCCUGCAGAGCCGCCACGUCCCGAUCCGAAGACAGGCCCAGCCUUCUUCUGGAACGAUAUUGCUGCUCUGCCACCGCCACCGCUUUCGCUCGCUUACCCAGAGGCCAACGAGAUCAUGACGCACGAGAGCCCCAGCGAUCAGAUGGACUGGCGCUACGAUUGCCCCGCUCCAGUGAUGCGUGCUCUGUCGCCUGUUGUUGCUCUACUUCCCGCGCCUGCUGUUCUUGCUGUCGAGCCCGCUUCGGUGGUGGCUUCAGCACCAGCACCAGAACCAGAACCCGUUGCUGUUCUCCCUGUCACUACUGUUCUUGCCGUCGAGCCCGCUCGCGCGGCUGCUCUAGCACCAGUACUGGCACUAGAACCAGAACCCGUUGCUGCUCUACCUGCGCCCGCUGAUUUUGCCGUUGAGCCGGCCCCAGUCGCCUUUGCGACUCCUCCGGCAAUAGCAGAAUCUUCGGACUUGGAUGCGUUUGCUGCAGAACUGGAGGCGGCAAUGAUGAAUGAGGCAGAAUUCGAUGAGCUACUGGCACUACCAUCUCUUCCCCCUGUCUUCGAUUUCGGUUUCAGUUUCGCCCUGCCCGCCGGUGCGCCCGCUGCUCCCACUGGAUUUUCCUUUGGUGAGCCUGUCGCAGCGCCCGAGCGUGCUACCGCAAACGAGACCGUCGAAGUGGAGGAAGAGAAGGAGGAAUAUGACGAGAAGGAGUGGGAGAGAAUCAAUGAGAGGGCAAUGGAUCGAGCUAGUCGUGACUACUCACCUUGCCCCCUCUCCGACGAGCUUCCUGACACCGAUGACGAGAAGCUCGACCCUGAGGACAACCCGGUGAGCUUCGGUUCGAUCCCGAAGCAUCUCAUUGUAACACCGACGUUUGCUCCAACGGAUCCGAGAAAGUAUCGUUAG